Molecule: messenger RNA, 2278 nt
Organism: Labeo rohita (rohu)
Lineage: Eukaryota; Metazoa; Chordata; Actinopteri; Cypriniformes; Cyprinidae
Exons: 8
Coding region: 798-1580 (260 amino acids)
Source: RefSeq, a predicted model, not a curated record
UGUGAUAUAAAAUGCAUGACUGAUCAUGCAGUACACUUCUGAAUAGGCUAUUAAAUUGUACAGUAAAACAGAGACAAAUUAUCAUCUUUUCUUUUCUUGUGUGCACUCAAGUAUUUUGGGGGGAAAAUAUGUCUUAUUGGUGCUAGAAAAUGAUUCAGUCGCUGCCCACAUUUCCUGGAAAACAUGUUUGGAAUGCUGUUGGAUGAUAAAAGAGAGAAUUUUUCAUUAAUGUUACGCACUUUUUUUUUACGUAAAUGCAAAUGUAUGAAGACGAAACUCUAUUAAAAGAACUGUGACAGUAAAACAAAGAGGUGGAGUUUCCUAUAGUCACACUCCCUCACUACAAUUCCUUCAGUGAACUGUUAUACAGGUGCAUCUCAAUAAAUUAGACUUUGGACCACUGGACAACAGUCCAUUUCUUCUUCUCCUUAGCCCAGAUACAAUAAAAGACUGUCUUCAGACAUGGCUGAAAGAAUGAGGAAAAGAAAAAGGAGUGCGGCCGCCAAGGAUGAAGGGAGAAGCAAGGAGUGCAGGACCGCCACUGAAACACCAUUAGAUGAUCAGGAGUCAAAUUUGUCAUCUCUCAAGUCACUAAAACGACCUAACUGCCCACCUGAAGAUGAAACUUUUUAUGGAAAAAGACAAAGAAACAGUGACUACAGUCAGCCUGAGGAUUACAAAGGGUCUGAGAUCGGCUCAGGUUUGGAGGUCGGAGGGAACACCCAUUCCAGUUGUGAGGGGAACGAAAACAAGGCAACAAAACAGGCCAUGUCCUUCUGUCAUUCAAGCCAGAGCAAAUGAGAGAGAAGAUGUUUUUGUAUGAUGUUUCUGAUACAUCUGAUCACAGUUCAGAAGAUCAAAACUGCACCACAAAAAUGCCAUUUGAAGUGCAUACGUCCUGGGAAGAUUGUACUACUUCAAAAAUUAAAAACAUUGCUGGUGAAAGAAUCAAAGACUUAAAUUUAAACACUGACAACAGUGCACCAAUCAAGAUCAUGGAUUUUUUCCACUAUGCCCAAGUAAUUGAUUAUCUCAUCAGAGUUUGGUGGAAACAGGAAAAGCAUGACAGGCAGGAUGUCACCUUUUUAGUUGGUAGAUUCUCAGUACGGUUGCAAGCAACCGAUCUGUACUGUUGUCCAAUCAAAAAAGAUGAGGAAGAGAUACAUCUUCACAACAAAAAUCUUUCUUAUGCAACAUUGAAACUAUCACAAAAAAUGGCUAAAAACUUUUCUGAGACAAUUUGGAACUAUAUCAUGGGGAACCAUGACAAAGUUGAAUCUCAUGUACGGACACUUCAAGAUGCCAUUGCAGUGUGUGCUGUUUUGUUCUCAGAAGUUAUUAGGUAUCCUAGCAUGUUUUUCCACAACAUUCUUUUUAUGCAAUAUUACAAAUCAUGGAGCGAGUUUUGUGACUAUCAUCCCAUGGUAAGAGGAGGAUCAUGGAAGAGGCAGAGCAAUGACAAAAAAGUUCCAGAAAAAGUUUUACAGAUAGAACAAAAAAACCUUGUAUUUUGUGCUAAGAAAAUAAUAAGUGGUGAGGGAAAAAGAAGCACUUUAUUCCAAGUUACCUCCCCAGUUUGAAGAACCAGAAGCUUGGAGAACACUCUCAUGGACUUACGCAGAUCGCAAAAUGUGUGAAUAUAAAUUGGGAGCUCUUUUGGUGAGAGGCUUUUUGGGGUAUGGGAGCUGAACACACGGGGACCCCUAAAGACCAAAGAGAGGUCUCAAAAGCAAUUAAUUAAAAAUGCAAUACAUUGUAAACUGUCGUCAUCAGCUGCUCGUUUAAUGUCAGAUGUGCUGUGCUUAGAGGUUUUAACAUAGAAGAAAAAAAUAUUUUAUGUCACGGAUGGAGUUUUGGUUUCUUGUUGCCUCUGGGUUGCUUAGUUGGGGGCACCUAAUUUCCAGCGAUAUCAUAUACUAUUUAAACUGAACUGAGCUGGAUGAUGACACUGAAUUCAAAGAUGAACUGAAAAUUGAGUGUUUACUGUUGUCUUUUUGCAUUAUUGGCACAUUAUUUCCUAUUUAAUACUGUACAGCUGCUUUGACACAAUCUGUAUAGUUGAAACCACUAUUAUAAAUUGAUUUGACUUGACUAAUAACAUAAUGUGAUAAUAAUUACAUUUUACAGUAUGUACUUCUCUUUAUAUAUCUAGACUGUGUAAACACUUCCAGGAAAUCAAUACAGGCGUAAUUUAUUACUCAUACAUCUUUAUUUCUCAUGAAUAAAUCUAUUUUUAAAUCCAUGUUUCAUCCAAAUGUUUGUUAAAAAUGCAAAACCU